Messenger RNA from Aphanomyces astaci, 753 nucleotides. RefSeq lists its product as hypothetical. Lineage: Eukaryota; Oomycota; Saprolegniomycetes; Saprolegniales; Verrucalvaceae. The transcript has a single exon. The coding region runs from base 20 to 562 and encodes 180 amino acids. The record is from RefSeq and is a predicted model, not a curated record.
CUUUUCGCUGGCACGUGAGAUGGCCGGUGGCAUCCGCGAGGGCUACCUCCUCCACCUCGAUGCGAUCGCCGACAACGUAGGCGACAUCCGAUACGUGGCGUUGGAGGAAGGCGUGAUCAAGCUCUACGCGGCGCCGGACCGCCUGGAAGCGCACUUGAUGCAUACUAUCUCGUUGACGCGGCAUACCGUUGAAGUGGACAUCAUACCGUUCAACGAUGGCAACGGCCUUCCUUGUCGCUUUGUGGUUCACUUGACGCCAUACUCUGACUCAUCCACUUCCCAUGACAAAGAGCAGUUCCUCCUAUUUUCGGCGCCGACGUCGGCCGCCACCACCUUGUGGAUGAAAGCCCUGUUGAACUGGCAUCGACACUGCUUCGACACGUCGGUCCGAUCAUUGCCGAUCAAUGCCGAAGACCAAGCCGCCAUAGAUGCCCAACGAGCGACGGACUUGCAGCAGCUUGAAGAACGAAUGCAGCAGUACGAUCUCACCCCACGACCUCCACAGAACCAUGCAUCGUCCACGUCAUCCAUCUGGAGCUGGAUGCAAUCAUUGAUGUCCUAGCAUCCUACGAUGCGCUUGACCGCAUCUCAAAACAUGUCCACCAAGAAUUGUCACAUUUGGUUCAAGGACGUGUGAAGAAAUCAAAUUUUAUGAAUGUACGAUUCUGAUUGGGUGCAAAUCGUAAAUUUUGAUUCAGGCUACAUUUCUAGCGUUUUUCACUAAAAAUAUUCAACAUACUUCAAAAAAUAUGG